AUGUCUCGCUUUGCAAUGCCCCCAGACAGCCCAGGAGCCAGGCGUGAUUGCAGUGCUAACACCCUACAGAUGUGUGGUCAGAUCUUCUCCAAAGUGAAACGCUGGCGUCCAGGUGACUCAGGUCCUGUGUGGAAGACAGCGUCCCGCCCAAGGAGAGGGCUCUCCAGGCAGUCUUCCUCCUCCUCCUCCCCCAUCCCUGUGGUCCUUCCCACACCUCCCUGCCCCUUAAUGCAGGAAGCUGGACGACGGUGGCCUUUGUGUGAACUAGCAUUGCAGGGUGAAGUCUAUGGGGAAGGGGGAGGAAGGCUCUUUCUGCUGGGAAUUACCCCUCCUAUUUCAGCCAUGGCGUUACUAGUCAGACUGUGUCUUUCCUCUUUCGACCUGUGUUGA
Messenger RNA from Rangifer tarandus platyrhynchus (Svalbard reindeer), 390 nucleotides. NCBI's taxonomy places the organism in Eukaryota, Metazoa, Chordata, Mammalia, Artiodactyla, Cervidae. The record is from the annotation of a GenBank genome assembly.